AUGUUAGAACAGAUCGAUGAGAACCCAGAUGUCCCUGUGAGAGCAGUUCAGGAGCAGUUUCAAAGGAAGUAUUCAAUUGGGAUCUCAAGAUAUAAGGCAUACAGGGCAAAAGUUAGAGCUAAGAAACAGGCAGAAGGGGACUACACAGAACAGUAUUCUUUGCUCAGGGAUUAUGCCAAUGAAUUGCUGGAUAAGAAUCCGGGAAGCACUGUUAAGAUUGAGUUGGAAACUGGUAAUCCAAGGUGUCCAACAAGACAGUUUAAAAGAAUUUAUGUGUGUUUGGCAGCAUUAAGACAGGGUUUCAAGUCAUUGGGCAGAGAUUUCUUAGGGCUGGAUGGGGCUUUUAUGAAAGGCCCAUUCCCAGGGCAAAUCCUAACUGCAGUUGGGGUAGACUGUAACAAUGGACUUUAUCCUGUUUGUUAUGCAAUUGUUGAGUCAGAAAGCCUUAGUUCAUGGACUUGGUUUUUGGAACUCAUGGCUGAUGACCUUGAUCUUCAUUGUAACUCAAACUUUACCUUCAUCAGUGAUAGACAAAAGGGACUUCUACCAGCUAUCUCAAAGUUGUUUCCUUGUGCUGAGCACAGAUACUGUCUCAGGCACAUUCAUGAAAAUAUGAAGCUGCAGUUUAAAGGAAAGCUAUACAAGGAUAAAUUAUGGAAGUGUGCAACAGCCACAACUAUUCCAGAAUUUACAACUGCAAUGGACGAACUAAAGGCAUUCAACAAGAAAGCCCACUUGUGGUUGGCAAAGAUCCCACCUUUACACUGGUGCAGAGCAUAUUUCUCUGGUAGGGCAGUUUCUGAUAUGCUGCUGAAUAAUAUGUGUGAGGUGUACAAUGCAAAGAUAGUGGAAGGAAGAGACAGACCCAUCAUAUCUGCCUUGGAAUAUAUAAGAGAAUACUUAAUGAGAAGGAUUGUCACUGUGCUAAAUGUAAUUGACAAAAGUGAAGGAUUGUUGACACCUUGGGCAACUCAGCAGUUUGAGGAUAUCAAGAAGGAAGCAACAUUUUACCAUGUUCAGUGGAAUGGAGGGGAAUUUUAUGAGGUUAGUGGUAAACCUAAUCAUGCACGUGUGGUAAACUUGGAGAAGAGGACUUGUACUUGUACUUGCAGAAGGUGGGAAAUAACAGGUAUGCCCUGCAGACAUGCAGUGGCUGCAUUGUGGGAAAUGGGAGCUACUGGUGGAAGGGUGGGGGCCCUGGAGAGUUGGGUGCAUCCUGUGUACACAAUGGAAAGGUGGAAGUUGGUUUAUUCACACAAGAUUAACCCACUCAAUGGAAGAAGUAUGUGGGUUAAAGUACAGAGUCCUAUAACCAUCACACCACCCAAGCAUCACACCCCAGUUGGCAGACCCAAGAAAGCAAGGAAGAGGUCAGCCGUUGAAAUGGAGGACAUGGCACUUACCGGGAAGCUCACAAGGAAAAACACAAAAGGAAAAUGUACCAAGUGUGGGGCCAAGGGGCAUAAUAUCAGGACAUGCAAGGGUGCACAAGCUUAG
Helianthus annuus (common sunflower) is the source of this 1497-nucleotide messenger RNA. RefSeq lists its product as uncharacterized. The record is from RefSeq and is a predicted model, not a curated record. The coding region runs from base 1 to 1497 and encodes 498 amino acids. The transcript is spliced from 4 exons. Gene Ontology annotation, molecular function: zinc ion binding; nucleic acid binding. Lineage: Eukaryota; Viridiplantae; Streptophyta; Magnoliopsida; Asterales; Asteraceae.